Hyaloscypha bicolor E is the source of this 1911-nucleotide messenger RNA. RefSeq names its product DNA glycosylase. Lineage: Eukaryota; Fungi; Ascomycota; Leotiomycetes; Helotiales; Hyaloscyphaceae. Gene Ontology annotation, biological process: base-excision repair. Bases 1 to 1911 code for a protein of 636 amino acids. Gene Ontology annotation, molecular function: catalytic activity. The transcript has 2 exons. The record is from RefSeq and is a predicted model, not a curated record.
AUGCCUCGAGUUACUCGUGCUACUGCCGAGCGUGAGGCAGCGUUCCUGGAGGAAAGCCUUGGUGCAGAAAGCCUCUCAUCUCCUCUUGCAACACCCUUGGCAGGCAACGGAUACAAGAAUGGACAAUCAACCCUUCUCGAAAUCAAGGCUUCGAAAGGCAUAGGUUCUGGUGCAAUACUGCCGAGUCCCACACCAAGUUUCCCUGCCAAGAGGAAACGGGAGACAAGAAAAACCGUCCCUGAGCCCAUUACGGGUGGAUGGGACGUCCUUCCUCAUGGACUUGGCAAGAAGGGUGAUCUGGCUGAUAGAUCGAACAUUGACCAGGUAUUAUCUAAUGAGGCCCAACCUACACGAGCUGGCAAGCGUCCCAGACAAGGAGACAUUGCAAGGGGCGCUGAUUCCUUGAUGCUCGAGGCCAAUGGAGACAGAGUCAAGUCGGAGCAUUCUACCAAUGAUGCCAAUCUCACACAGUUCCUGAUGAAGGUCGACGGUGCCGAAAAUCGUGAUGACCAGAAGUCAACGCCAAAAACUCCAGUUCGUAGCGGACGUGGUCGUCGCCGUGCGGCCAACACUGUCAAGAUCGUAGGUGAGGAUGGAGAUAUCAAGGACGAGGCUUUCCAAGAGGACAAGCCGAAGAAGAAACGAACUCCUCGCAUGAGGAAAGUUUUCGACACCUCAAAAGAUGUUCUCGACAAGGUCGAUGAGCUGAUUGACGCUUCUGGAAAUGCAUCCAAGAAGAGAAAAAAGAAACACCCCUACGGUCUUACACCAGGCUAUUCGCCAUUUCUGGGACAUGCCAUGCCUACUCCUGACGCUUGCGAGGAGGUUAAUCGGUUGCUUUCAGAGCUUCAUGGUGCUGUUGAACAGCCAAAAGUGGUCCCACCACCAUCCAUGGACAUUGCCGGAUGUGGCGAAGUUCCUGACCUUCUUGAUGCUAUACUCAGAACAAGAUUGAGUGCAUCAACCACGGCCAACAAUGCAAACUUGUCCUUGAAGGGUUUGAUCGAUAAAUUCGGUUUGCGAGCCUCUGGUGUUGGCAAAGAAAGCGUGAAUUGGGAUGCAGUUCAUGAAGCCGAUCUCUCGGCCGUCAUCGAGUCAAUCAAGUCCGGCGGGUUGGCGAAGACGAAGGGCACUGAUAUAAAGAAGAUCCUUGAAAUGGUCUAUGAGCGGAACCGUAGUCGUCGUGACGAGUUGCUUAAGGAGAAAGAGACUGGUGAGCCGGCAGAUGCCCUCGGAGCAAACCAUGAGACGCGAAGACAAAAGGAUGUAGAGCUCACAAGGUUCGAUGAGUCAUUGCUUACAAUGGAUCAUGUUUUCGAGAUGACAACGGAUGAGGCCAUGGAGGAGAUAACCAAGUUACCUGGCAUUGGCGUCAAGACGGCUUCGUGUGCUAUCCUGUUCUGCAUGAAGCGUCCAAGCUUUGCUGUCGACACUCAUGUUUGGCGCCACUGCAAGUGGCUUGGAUGGGUUCCUGAGAAGGCCACGAGGGACCAGACAUUCAGUCAUUGCGAAGUUCGGGUGCCGGACCAUCUGAAAUAUUCUCUACACCAGUUGUUCCUCCGUCACGGUAAGACUUGCGGCAGAUGCAGAGCAAAUACCAGUGCUGGAACGAAAGAGUGGGACGAGGCCAAUUGUCCGAUUGAGCACCUUGUUUCCCGUAACGAGGCGAGAAAGCAGCCUGGAGGAAGUCCAAACAAGAAGACGAAACCCAUUGUUGGAAAGAAGGGAGCAAAGGGCAAGAAAGGCAAGAAGAGUGAUUAUGACGAAACUGAGGAGAGCGAAGCUGAAGUUGAAGGCGACGUCCCAAGUGAGGAGAGCGAGGCUGGAGAUGAUACUGCUGGCGAGGAGAAUGAAGUUGAGGUUGAAGAUGGCGGAGAGGCUGAGCAAAUUGAUGGUGAUGAGAAGAUCUGA